GUGUCUGGCUGAGGAAUCGUGGCCGCGUUCUGUGGGGCUGCUUUGCCUUAGUUGCUGUUUGGGGAGUCGGCUCCCUUCUGAAGAGCAGCGAAGCGCUGAUGCAGUACCAGACAGCGAAAACUGCGCUCACCGGCGCCCACCGUUCCAAUAUAGGCCGCAUGGCUGUCGCCGGGCUGCUGCUCAUCAUGGACAUUUGCAUCGUAACCCAAGAUCUGGAUUUCCCUCACUUUGAGAAUUCGGUGGAGCUAAAGAUGCUCGGCACGAACAUUGCCUUUGAAGGCU
Molecule: messenger RNA, 282 nt
Organism: Symbiodinium necroappetens
Lineage: Eukaryota; Dinophyceae; Suessiales; Symbiodiniaceae
Source: the annotation of a GenBank genome assembly